AUGUAGUGCAUUUGCUGGUAGAAAGCAUUUCACAUCAGUAGUGAGGUGUACGAUUAAGCAGCACGCAAAUCAAUAGGAUCAACAUGUCUACACAAAACUGUUAUUUUAAUGUGUGUUCCUCCAUUAAUCGUCACUCUCAAGAACAUCAGUAAUACAGAGCCUGGUACAGAAGUCAGGGAGAGUGUCACUAUUGAUUUGCACAACUACUCACCUUUUGACAACUGAUUCAGACAGGUGUUUUGAAUAGGAAAAGAACUCGGGUAUAUUCCUACUCUGACAACCCAAAUUCUUCAGUUAUAUGAUGUUUCAUUAGUAUGCAAAUCCCUCGUUUUCCAGUCAAUCUCAUUUUACUAGGAUUCAUCUCCAUUGCUUUUGAGUCAAUUUCAGUUUGUUAGAUAUGGGUCAAUCUUAUUGACUCAUAGUUCAUGAGAAAUAGUUUUAGAAGAAUUCAUCUAAUCCAUUUCUCCUGAGUGUGAUUAACUCUUUAGUCUUCAUAUAACUCAAAGAUUCUCUAGGGUUUUUAAAUAAUAAAUCUAUAUUUAGUUCGUAUAUAAUGGUGUGUGGGUAACAUAGAGUUGUGGGUUUGUGUCUUGAAAGAGAAGAUUCAGCAUGAAUAGCAGAGUGCAGACAAAUAUGUCUGAAGCAUCAUACUGGCCCAAAGCUUACAUCAAUGUCAUGUUGUUGCUGAGUUUAUCACUUAUUGUCUUAGUUGAAGCAGAGCAGUCUCCAGUGGAAACACUGAUGACUUUCAAGGAAGGCCUUAGGGAUAGCAAUGGCAUUCUGUAUGACUGGCAAAGUUCUAAGCCUCCAUGUAAUUGGACUGGCAUAAUAUGUGAUUCCUUGACCAAUUCAGCUAUCAGAGGCAUUGAUUUGAGUUACAAGGGACUCUCUGGUGUCUUGUCUCCUGUAAUCUGCCAACUUCCAAAUCUUGCAACUAUAGAGGUUGCAGGCAACAGAUUUGGGGGGCCAUUUCCAGCAUGGCUGUCUAACUGUACAAAAUUGGUCAAGUUGGACUUGAGCUUCAAUGGUUUUUUGGGUCCUCUGCCUGAAGCUAUUUCAGAUUUUGGCAGUUUAACCCAUUUGGACAUUUCAACAAAUGGAAUUUCAGGAUCCUUUCCGGAGAGUAUUGGAAGACUUCCUAAGCUUCAGUACCUCAAUGUCUCGAAUUGCCAGUUUAGUGGUCCAAUUCCAUCCUUACUUGCUAAUCUUUCUGACUUGACAACCCUGUUUCUUUCAUGGAAUUUCUUCAGUUCUCCCUAUCUGCCCCCAAGCUUGGCUAACUUGACUAGAUUGCAAGUGUUUAGCUGUGCAAGAUGCUCUUUAUAUGGACCCAUCCCAACUUGGCUUGAAAAUUUGAGAGAGUUGAAAUACCUAGAACUGUCAUAUAACAAUUUCUCUGGCAGUAUUCCAAAGGAGCUAAUGCACCUUCCCAAAUUAGAAAUGUUGGAGUUGUAUAUCAAUCAGUUGAGUGGGAAUAUCCCUGCUGAAAUUGGGAACCUCAGUUCUCUGACUGAUCUUGAUUUGGAUAGUAACUAUCUCACAGGCCCAAUUCCAGAAGAGAUCACAUUGUUGAAAAAUUUGGGUCUCCUACAUCUCUGGAACAAUAGCUUGACAGGUACCAUUCCACCAGGCCUUGCUGAGCUUGAUCAUUUAUAUGAUAUUUCUCUUUUCAAGAAUCAGUUGACUGGCAACUUAAGUUGGCACCUAGGUAGCAAAAGUAAGCUUCAUAUUUUUGAUGUCUCAAGUAAUCAGUUGAGUGGUUUGGUGCCUCCAUAUCUCUGCAGUGGUGGGGUAAUGCUAAAAAUAAUAUUGUUCAACAAUAACUUCCAAGGAAACUUCCCAGAGGAGUAUUAUUCUUGCACAACCCUCAAAAGGAUCAGAGUUCAAAAUAACCAUUUGUCUGGUACUGUCCCAAAAGGCUUAUGGGGACUUCCCAAUUUGACCAUCCUGGAUAUUUCAAAUAAUUUUUUCUAUGGUUCAGUGCAUCCUAAUAUUGGAAGAGCUAUUAAGCUUCAGAAUCUUAUAGUUUCCCAUAAUCAGUUAAGUGGGCCUCUGCCUAAGGAAAUAGGAAAACUUCAACUUCUGGAGAACUUUUUAGCUUCAGGGAAUAGCAUAAGUGGAUGGAUUCCUUCAGAAAUCGGAUCCUGCUCAAACUUGAGACAUGUGUAUUUAGAUGCAAACAAGAUAGUAGGAGAGAUCCCUACUUCACUUGGUUUUCUAGCGUACCUGACAGAAUUGAAUUUGGCUGGUAAUCAACUUACAGGAAAUAUCCCAGAUACAUUUGGGAGGCUUCGCCAACUUGCCAGUCUUAACCUUUCUCAUAAUUUGUUGAAAGGGAGGAUUCCAUCAAGCUUCUCUACUUUGGAUCUUCUUUCUUUCAUGCUCUUUGAUCUCUCUUUCAAUGAUCUAUCUGGCCCUGUUCCUUUUCCUCUAAAUGGUGCUGUUUCUGUAAAAAGUUUUAGGGCCAAUCCUAGGCUUUGUAUUCCUGGACAGCCAAUGUCAAAACAAUGUUCAAAGACAGAAAGCAGUCUCAGAGAUCUUCUAUGGAUUCUUUCUCUGGUUUUGGCUGUAUGUCUGGUCAUAGUUUCAAUUGUUUCCAUCAUCAUCAGGAAGAUGAUGCAACAUAAAGAUUGGAGCAAAGAAAAAUUGACCAUGAACUCUCACUGGAACAUAGUACCUUUUGGACAGCUGAACUUCGGUAAAGAAGAAAUUUUGGGCAGCUUGCAAAGAGAAAAUUUGAUUGGUCAUGGAGGUGCUGGCCAUGUAUACAGGGCAAUGCUAAAAAAUAAUGAGUUUGUAGCAGUUAAGAUGUUGCAUAGGAGAGAUGGUGAUUUCUGUCAAGAUAAUGGAUUCACAGCCGAGAUAGAAACAAUGGGCUCAGUUAGGCAACGCAACAUUUUAAGAUUGCUGUGUUAUUUAUCAAACAAUGAAACCAAUUUACUGGUUUAUGAAUACAUGCCAAAUGGAAGCUUAGGUGAAUUGCUGCAACAGAGUAAAGCUUGUAUGCUCGAUUAUGCAAUUCGAUUCAAGAUUGCACUAGGUACUGCUCAAGGCUUGUCUUACUUGCAUCAUGACUGUGUACCACCCAUUGUGCACAGAGAUAUAAAGCCAAACAAUAUCCUGCUAGAUGAUGAGAUGGUACCACACAUAGCUGAUUUUGGAAUUGCAAAGAUCCUUGACAAAAUAAUGCCAGCAGGAUACACAGUUUCAAGUGUUCCAGGCUCUAUUGGAUACAUUGCCCCUGAAUAUGGGUAUGCUAAUAGAGUGACUGAAAAGAGUGAUGUCUAUAGCUUUGGCAUUGUGCUGUUAGAGCUUUUGACUGGAAAGCAGCCAGUUGCAACAGAGUUUGGAGAAGGAAUGGACAUUGUAAGAUGGGUAGCUGCAAAACUCAGAGCAGGAAAGGGUUUACAACAAAUUCUGGACACCCGGAUACAGUGGGGCUCAGAGCAACACAUGCUGUUUCUAGUGAGAAUAGCCUUGCUAUGCACCAAUAAUUUUCCACACAAUCGCCCCUCCAUGAAAGAAGUAGUAAAAAUGCUUUUGGAGGCUCGAACUGACAAAAAAUUGGAAAACCUUUCAAGCCAUUAACACCUGAUGCAAUGAAUGUUUAGUAUAUGUGAAAUAUCUUUCAGAAUGAAUGGGUUUCUUUCUAUGCUGUUUAAAGUACUUUGUAAUAGUUCCUGAUAUGGAAAAGCUGAUUAUAUAGUGUGGAAAUUACGUAUACGGCCAAUCUAGAUCACAGAAAGACUGCUGAACGAUAUAUAAUCUUUGUGGUAUAGGACUGAGACUCUCUCUGUAUUAAUGGACUAAAUGGAAGAAUAUGAUGGAAGCCUCAAUUAUU
This is a messenger RNA of Cryptomeria japonica (Japanese cedar), 3841 nucleotides long. RefSeq names its product receptor-like protein kinase HSL1. Gene Ontology annotation, biological process: protein phosphorylation. Gene Ontology annotation, molecular function: protein binding; protein kinase activity; ATP binding. Bases 610 to 3588 code for a protein of 992 amino acids. Lineage: Eukaryota; Viridiplantae; Streptophyta; Pinopsida; Cupressales; Cupressaceae. The transcript has 2 exons. The record is from RefSeq and is a predicted model, not a curated record.